Messenger RNA from Mya arenaria, 544 nucleotides. Its product is annotated as pleckstrin homology domain-containing family B member 2-like. The transcript is spliced from 6 exons. The record is from RefSeq and is a predicted model, not a curated record. Gene Ontology annotation, cellular component: membrane. Lineage: Eukaryota; Metazoa; Mollusca; Bivalvia; Myida; Myidae. The coding region runs from base 5 to 544 and encodes 179 amino acids. Gene Ontology annotation, biological process: regulation of cell differentiation.
UUACAUGGCGUUAUCAAUUGAUAAUUAUGACGUUGUCGUUUUGAAGGCGGGUUGGAUUUACCGCCAAAAGCCAUUGUUCAAAAGAUGGAAAAAGGUGUGGAUGACGGUGAGUCUUGGGGGAAACCUGAAAUGUUUCUCCAAGAAGCGCAGCAGUCGUGCGACGAAGACGUACGACGUCAAAAUGGACCUCAUCUCUAUCAAAAGUGGCAAGCAGUGCCGGACGCUGCUACCUCCACCGGACAUUGACACAUUCUGCUUGAUGGAACUGCACUUUACGGGCGCUCGGAAAAUAUCCCUGUGUGCGCAUGACAGGGAUAGCGCAGAACUUUGGCUGCGGGCUAUCGGUAAAGCCAACUCGGACAAGGCCCUGCCCACACCCAAAUACUCUCGGAAGAACCGGACGAAAGAGGAUGCGCUGAAAGAGGAGAGCAUGGAACAAAAUGAACGACAGAGAAAAAUCUGGUAUCGAUUGCUGUGCUGCGGAGGCGAAAAUCAAGUGAAGAACUUUACCACGCCCCGACACCCCAACUCUUCAUGGACUUGA